AAACCGGGUUAGUAUACUCCAAAAAUGCAAUAUUGCAAUUUCACCCCUAUUUCUCGGUGACCAGCUCUUUCAUCACCUUUGCUGCUGCUUCUGAAACUGACAUCUCUGGAGGAGUCUCAGGUUAGAGCUAUAAGCCUUAAUUGAACUGUUAUGGGGAGUGAAGAAGCAAAGGAUCCCUUCAAAGGGGUGGAUUGGAAAGCUGUUGGUGGUGAGAUGCAGCAGAAUCCUAGUGCUAAACCGGCCUUGAAGAAACGGCUCCCCAAGAAAGUUAGGCAAAUCCCGGAAUACUAUUUUCUUCCUCGAUGGCCAUUAUGGAAGGCGUUCGGCUUCUGCAGCAUAUGCAUUGCUGGUGGAGUAGGUGCUGGAAUGCUAGUGGAGGCCUGGAUUGAAAAGAAAGUUAAAGAGGAUGGAGGGGUUAUAUGGGAGUUCGAUAAGUAAACUCGUGAUGGGCAAGCAAUGUCCACUGUGCUCCGCACACAUUGAAUUUAGGGUGUUUAUGUGAUCUUUCGGGAAAAAAUUUAAAUGUGUGACUAUAUUUUUCUUUUGGGGAAAUUUGAGGCAUUGAGAUUUCAAACAGCACCUAUAAUUAUGACAUCCUUUUGCACAU
Arachis ipaensis is the source of this 607-nucleotide messenger RNA. Its product is annotated as krueppel-like factor. The record is from RefSeq and is a predicted model, not a curated record. NCBI's taxonomy places the organism in Eukaryota, Viridiplantae, Streptophyta, Magnoliopsida, Fabales, Fabaceae.